AUUAGGGAGCCACACGACUCGAUCUUGCUGUCGAAAGGGGUUCAAGUUGCGUAUAUGGGAGUGUUGCGAUAGAUCAGAGACCUGGUCGCAAUUAAAGCCCUAGGACGCGAACACGGCGAAGCGCGUUCAUCGGCCAGUUAGAGCUGGAUCUAGCUUGAACCUACCAAUUCAUGAUCAGAUCAAGUGUCUUAUUGCUAGAAGAUCAAACCUCAGUCAAACUUGGCCUCACAUACACCUUAAACUCCAGCAUGUCUAAACGAGUUACAGCAAGACCCUUUGGUGCUCACAACGAGGCCAUCAGGAAACAGCUCGUCUCCCCCGUCUGGGUUUGGAAGAAGGAAUGGGUGACCCCAUCCGGAGUUUCUCCGGAGAGUAGUUACAAGGUGAUGAAAUGGGUGAAGACGCAAGAGAGAGCUACUUUCGACACGUCAAUAUCAGGAGCCAGCGUCGAGGUCGAAGCGGAGGAGACGGAAGACAUCGUCAUGGAGGUCGACGAAGAUGAAGGGGACGCCGAGGUCGAGGUGGUCGAAGGUGACGCGGAAGCAGAGGCUGACGGUGAAGUCAAGGAAGAAGCCGAACCCACUUCUGCCUCUGCGGGAGAUGCUGGUGCCGAGGAUCGUGGCACACCCCUACCUGCUGGUGCUGGUAUUGAAGACCCGACCACAGCAACAUCGACGCUCAAAGCUACCGUACCCGAGUCGACCUUGACCGUCAGCGAAGAUCCGGCUACCGUCCAAGAACCCAAUAGUAACGAUGGGCUGGUUGAGAUGGAUACUGCAGGGGCGGUCGGGGUGGAGAGCGUACAGGGGCACGUUCACAUGGCGGACAACGAUCAGUCGCAACGUAAAGAGACCGAGCUGGGUCCUGAUCAGAUGCAAGUGGAACCGGAGGCAGAUAGAGAGGGAGACCUUCAGACUUCCGUGCUCGCGCCAACACAGAACCAAGACUCGUCCGAGAGCCGUGUACCCGCAGUUACGGAUGCCUCGGAGACGGCACCCCCUCCGGAACCGACUAUCCGACCGAUGCCAUCCAACGCUGUCGAGGCCACCUUCACUACACCACAAACGACUCAAUUCGGGGGUACUUCCGAUCUCGCUCAACCGGGUGAUGUGACCUUUACCGCUGCGAUGGAAACCGAAGUUCGGGAAGACGAGAGGGCGGAGAUGGAGGGUGUACGAGAACCCGGUGUUCCCCUUGGCGAAGGGGAUACGGUGGGAGUGAAUGGGGUGAUGGAAGUCGGGGAUGAAGAUAUCGUCAGGGCGAAUCAGGCGGAAGUGGGGCAAUGAAGCGGUCCGUUUUAGGACUUGGCGUCGGGGUUUCUGGGUUUGUAUUUGUAGGUCUAUCUCGAAGGACGGAUCUUUCGGAACCAUCAGACCAUUGUGUUUCAUAAUAUAGCUAUACAAUCGAUAGCAGCAGCGCGGACAUCUGCUUUCUGAUAAUAACGUGUAAUCUGCCAAGCCGAACUCAAAGCACUGACAUUUCCUCGCAGGUGCUA
Molecule: messenger RNA, 1495 nt
Organism: Filobasidium floriforme
Lineage: Eukaryota; Fungi; Basidiomycota; Tremellomycetes; Filobasidiales; Filobasidiaceae
Exons: 4
Coding region: 171-1286 (371 amino acids)
Source: RefSeq, a predicted model, not a curated record